UGUCAAAUAUAUUAAAUAACAAUGGUGAUAAACGAUUAGUAUUAGUAUGAAGGCGUAGUGGAAACUGUAAUGUGUUAGUGUAUUAAUUAUUAUUCGCUUACUCGUCUGUUCAUCGAAUUUUAGUAUAAACCAGUCCGCUAAUUCAAAAUUGUUAAUAAUGAAAACAUUGAAAACUGUUGCCAACGAGGAAACCGAAAAUAAUAAAGUGAGGUGUCCAAGAAAGGAAUGAGGAAGUUUUUGCGCAACCUACAGCCUUCAAGUGAAGGCAAAGAAAACUUGGUGGGUGCUGGCAGGACAUUACAGGACAUGGCGAUCGAAGGAAAAACCACAAAACCUGAACCAAAUUUUGACGAAACGGAAGUAUGUGUUACAGAAACAUCUACUGUUGCUGAAAUGAAUGAGUCAUUAUACAAACAAUUGCUAACUGAAGAUCUCACUUCUAAAGCUGGCCCAAGUGAAAAAUACUGGGAAGUGAUCGCUGAACGCCGUAGAAAAGCUUUAGAGGAAGUAUUGGAAGCAAAUGAAAAAUUACAAGCAAUGGUUAAUGCUUUAGAAGAAGAAAACAAGACUUGCAAGCAAUUGAUUGAAAACACUACUGACCUCGUCAACACACUUAAGCAAGUGAUAAAUGAGAGUCAAAUUUCUGAUGAUGACGAUGAGCCAUCUAAUGAAAAGGGAGACAGUGGUUUGAGUACGCCAGACAGUUAUUCGAGUGUAAAACAUAUACAUAAGAAAAUGAAGACAUCACAUUCAAAUGAUUGUUCAGAUAGCGACUAAAAGAGUUAAAUUGUAUCUAUACUCAAGUUCCAAGUUACUAAAAUAAUAAGAACAUAAUUUGUACAAAAAUGUCACAAGUUUCUAGUAGGUUUAUGUUAAUUUAUUUAUUUCUAUAAGGGUAUUAUAUUAAUUAUGUUUAAAAAGUAGUAUAAGUAUUUUUUUUUUUUACUUCACAUUCAAUCAUAAUAUAAUUGUUUGAUAUAUUGCAAUAAGAUAUUAUUAGGUAGACCAAAUAGUUAUGUUUGUAUUGUAUAAAAAAUUAAUAGCCAAACAUUUUCACUAUGGCAUCAUAAAAUGAAUAAAUGAUAUUUUGUACUUUGAAAAAA
Molecule: messenger RNA, 1103 nt
Organism: Rhopalosiphum padi (bird cherry-oat aphid)
Lineage: Eukaryota; Metazoa; Arthropoda; Insecta; Hemiptera; Aphididae
Product: geminin-like
Exons: 5
Coding region: 226-777 (183 amino acids)
Biological process (GO): negative regulation of DNA replication; negative regulation of cell cycle
Cellular component (GO): nucleus
Source: RefSeq, a predicted model, not a curated record